AUGGACAUCAUUUCUACCGGAGAGAGGAUUGAGACGGCCAUCAAAGUUGGAAGAACUAAAAGUAUUAGUACAGAGACUGGUCUAGGCAAGAAGUGGACAAGCAAGAAGAAGGAAGAAGAGGUCCAUAUGGUUCGAAGGCAACAAUAUCAAAGAGAGCAUGGCCAAGGGACUAGGGGGAAUUUUGUUUUCGAACCCUCUGUCAAUCAGACAGUUCAUACAGGCGCAAGACCCCAAGUUGUUCCUUCCGGGACCAUGCCUACCCAACCGAAUGUGCGAACACAUGAUAGAGGCAUACAGAGAAAUGUGAGAAGGAUAGAUCCUAUUCCAAUGACAUACUCAGAAUUAUUCCCACAAUUGAUGGAAAGGAACUUAGUUUUAGUCAUUCCUGGAACGGUCGUUACGGCACCUUUUCCACAAUGGUAUGACCCCGAAGCCAAGUGUGCGUAUCACGCUAACACUCCCGGGCACACUAUUGAGCGUUGUUGGGUAUUCAAAAAUAAGGUUCAAACACUAAGAGAAGCCAGAUGGCUAGCAUUUGAUGAUAAACAACCAGGAAUUCAAGGGAACCCUUUGCCCAAUCAUGGGGGUAACAAUGUCAGAAUGAUAGAAGAAGGGACGAAUGAAGUGGAUUUUGAACAAAUGUCUCUAGAUUGGGUGUUCAAUGAACUUAUUGCGGCAGGUCAAAUAGGGCAGGAGGCCGUUUGCCCUACCAAUGCACCUUGUUUAUGUCAGAGUAAAGAAGGAAGAUCUGUGAAACAGUGUGUAACUUUUAGAAUGUUUUUGCAAAAGAUGGUGGAUAACAAGUCUAUAGAGAUCGGUUGUACCCGCAAAGGUGGAGAGAUUGCAGUCAUUGGGGAAAACAGGCCAGUAUAUCAUCAAUGCACUAAUCAACCAUUCAUACCUACCAUGAACAAGGCCCUUCCCACGCAGGAAGUGCCAGCUCGCUUGGUGAUCUCUACUCCCAGGCCAUUCCCAUACAAAAGUAACCAAGCAGUGCCCUGGAAAUAUGAAUGCGAAGCGUAUGUCGAAGGAAGCACCAGCAAUAUAGCGGGGGUAAAAGGGAUAACCCGAAGUGGUAGGGUGUAUAUGCCAGAGUCUUCUAAAUCAAAUCAACAAAAUGUGGGAGAGCCAGACAGGGCAGUGAAAAUUCCAAUAUCUAAUGGAGAGGCCGAAGAAUUCCGGAAGAUAAUAAAGCAUAGUGAGUACAACAUUGUGGACCAACUAAAGAAAAUGCCGGCACACAUAUCUAUUUUGUCACUUCUACUAAAUUCAGAGACCCAUCGGGAGGCGUUACUUAAAGUCCUAAAUCAAGCCUACAUUCCCCAAGAUAUCAGCGUUGAUAAAUUCAAUCAUGUGAUCGAAAGUCUGGCAGCCUCCAACUACAUCACGUUUACUGAUGAAGAAAUUCCGCCAGAAGGCCAGGGGCAUAACAAGGCGCUGCAUAUAUCCACCAAAUGUAAGGAUCACAUGAUGUCUCGAGUCUUAAUAGAUAAUGGGUCAUCCCUCAAUGUUAUGCCAAUGACUACACUGCAAAGGUUACCCAUUGAUCCUUCUUAUGUGACACCAAACAAUUUGGUGGUGCGUGCCUUCGAUUAA
Molecule: messenger RNA, 1596 nt
Organism: Malania oleifera
Lineage: Eukaryota; Viridiplantae; Streptophyta; Magnoliopsida; Santalales; Ximeniaceae
Exons: 1
Coding region: 1-1596 (531 amino acids)
Source: RefSeq, a predicted model, not a curated record